This is a messenger RNA of Megalobrama amblycephala (Wuchang bream), 2667 nucleotides long. It is a transcript of the gene slc25a35, whose product is annotated as solute carrier family 25 member 35. Lineage: Eukaryota; Metazoa; Chordata; Actinopteri; Cypriniformes; Xenocyprididae. The record is from RefSeq and is a predicted model, not a curated record. The transcript is spliced from 5 exons. Bases 1049 to 1945 code for a protein of 298 amino acids.
ACAUUUUUGUUCCUUUAUGUACCGAAACAAUUCUGUUUCGCAAAUGGACAGCAUCACAGUGGCAAGGGUUUGUGCCAUUUAAAGUACACAGAGGAGCUUUUGGAAAAGUCUCAGAUGAGAAGGGUAGAGGAACAAAAGGAGAGCUUGAAUUGGUUUCAGCUUGAAAAGUCCCAGUAAUAUGGAUAAUUAUAGUAUCAAUGUGGCUUUGUCCUACUUUACCUGUUGUUUUGUCAUUUUUUUUUAAUUUAUAAGUUGGUAACAUUGGCAGAUGUUACUGUUAGUUAUGCUCUACUUUUUAUGGGGAAAAUAUUUGUAGUUUAAUAGUUUUUACAAUAAUUUAUUCUCUUUCUUAACAUAAUUUCUUUACAUUUUGUUUAUAGUCCUGUUUGUACUAUUUCAUAUUCAUUAAAUUAAUAAUGAACAUUCAGUUACACAUUAUUUUAAUGUUUCCCUGUCACAGUGUAACUACACAAAUAAGUACCAAGUAAUAUUAAUCCUACUUAUUAAAGAGUUAGAUUUUGGUUUAGGGUUAGUUGCUUGUAUGCAUGCAUAAUUUGCUGUUGUGACUAUAAUAAGCAUAUGUAGCCUAACAGGAACAUUAAAAUAAAGUGUUACCGAAUAUUCUUCACAGAGGGGAGCUUUGUGUAAUGGCACAGUUGGGGUGGGCAUCAACCGCCUGAAGAUGUCACUUGAUGUAAUUUGCAACCGUCCAAUCACAGGACAUGUAACAAGGGAUGGGGCAAUGUCUUUGUUUUGAUUGGUUAAAAGAUCGAGUUGGUAUGAUAGACGCGCCCUAGUGAAUGCAAUCUGACAGUCAUACUCGGCAAAAUGUCCACGCGCAGCGCAUGACUGAGAGGAGGAUUAUAGAACAUACUCAUCUGCUUUCUUAAAAAUGGCACUGUAAAAUUAUUUGUCAGUUAUCCUAACAAGUACUUUAUUAAUGUGUUUUUUUUAUUUACAGGCUGCUAAAAGUAGGCCUGUUUCUUGUUGAAAGGCAAAUCACUCCAUCACUUGUUUCCGGGCAUUCCGCGAAUUUGGCGAUUGAAAAAUGGAUUUCGUUCUCAGCGGCGUCGCUGCGUGUGGCGCUUGCUUUUUUACAAACCCUCUGGAGGUUGUCAAAACUCGAAUGCAAUUGCAAGGAGAGCUAAAAAGCCGAGGAACCUACCAGGUGUAUUAUAGGAAUGUAUUUCACGCCUUUUACACAAUUGGCAAAAUAGACGGACUGGCUGGUCUUCAGAAAGGUUUGGUCCCCGGCUUGGUUUAUCAGUUUUUUAUGAAUGGGGUCCGUUUGGGGUCCUACGCCAUCAUCGAGUCCUUGGGCUACAUUCAUACGGACGGAAGGGUCAGUGCUGCAAAGAGCACAGUGUCCGGGGCCAUUGCCGGUGUGGUGGGCGCUGUAAUGGGCAGCCCCAUUUACCUGGUAAAGACACAUCUUCAGAGUCAGUCCACUUCCUCUAUUGCAGUUGGACACCAGUAUAAGCACAGGGGUAUGAUGCAUGCACUAUUGGCCAUCCAUAAACAGCAUGGAAUUCUGGGUUUGUGGAGGGGGGCAAGCGCAGCGGUCCCAAGGGUCAGUGUGGGGUCAGCUGCUCAGCUCUCAACUUUCUCUGCCUCUAAAGAGCUGGUCACUGACCUACAGAUGUUCUCUGAGGGCAGCUGGUUAAUAGCACUGAGUGCUGGUAUGAUCAGCAGUGUAGUAGUUGUAUUAGCUAUGACUCCUUUUGAUGUGGUCAGCACUCGACUCUACAACCAGCCUGUGAAUCAUCUUGGCAAGGGUGUACUGUACAAAGGUUUCGUGGACUGUUUCUCUAAGACACUGAAGAAAGAAGGAAUGACUGGUUUGUAUAAAGGACUCGGAGCCUCCUACUUCCGUCUCGGACCUCAUACCAUCCUUUCUCUGCUUUUCUGGAAUGAGCUGCGCACUUUGUACCAUAGCAACAGCUAGCGUUUUGCUAUUGCCUACAUCAGCAAAACAACUGAUGUUUCCCUGAUUAGCUGAUUAAAGAAGCAAUCAAGCACUAAGGUAUAAAAGACCCUUGCUAUAUUUUAAAUAUAGUCACAACGCACAGCAGAUUGACUAUACUCGCAGUGCAACAUGGCCUCAAGUGCCUUAUUGCAUUUAUAAAGCAGUUACUACAUAUUAAAAUAUUAAGAACAUUUUUUAUUAAAACAUUAUUUUAUUAAGCAUCAAUCUUCAACUGGCAACCUUCUACUAGAAGUACUUCCUGAUAUAACAAUGUUGCUAUGCAACAAAAAUUAUGCGCUAUGGGAUUUACACAGUGAUGUGGUAAACUGAGCCAUUACUAUAUGGUGGAAUAGCACAGCUGGAAUGCUGCAUUGACCAAGAAGCCAAGACUUGAAUUAACACUCGUUUAGGAUGUACUGUAUGUAGAAGGAUAUUUCCUUAUACAUCACACUCCAACAAAGUUUUGCAAAAGGUUUAAUGGAAACAUAAUAUAUCUACACUCACUGGUUGAAUCAAAGUUACUUUAAGUUUUGCGUGCACUUGAAUUAUGCUAAUUAAUUUCCUGAAUCCUGAUUCUGAUUUGGUGACUCAUGUUCCAAGGGUGUUGACUGUUAACUGAAUGAUUCUUUUCAAAAUACUUUUUAUAUAUAGUUUAACCCUUUCCUAAAGAUUAAAUGUGAUCCACUGGAUCAUAAUCAGUU